Messenger RNA from Macrosteles quadrilineatus (aster leafhopper), 1541 nucleotides. RefSeq names its product ATP-dependent DNA helicase PIF1-like. The coding region runs from base 67 to 1521 and encodes 484 amino acids. The transcript is spliced from 2 exons. Gene Ontology annotation, molecular function: DNA helicase activity. Lineage: Eukaryota; Metazoa; Arthropoda; Insecta; Hemiptera; Cicadellidae. Gene Ontology annotation, biological process: DNA repair; telomere maintenance. The record is from RefSeq and is a predicted model, not a curated record.
CUUUAAAAGUCACAAAGCUGAUGAAGACCAGGCCGAAACUUCCAAUUUUGGGUGGAAAACUAUGGUAUGGAUGACAUUCAGAAUUUUCAAGACGAGGGAAAUGAAGAAACCCACAAUGUCAGCGAAUUAGAAGCCAUUGGUCGCAGACAAUAUAGCAAUUUGAAUAACGAACAAAAAGACUUUGUUGAUGCUGUUAUGGAAGCAAUAGAAGACCCGAUGAGUUGCAUCCCCAAGUGUUUUUUCCUCGAUGGACCAGGAGGUACAGGGAAGACAUACGUGUACAAUACCCUCUACCAUCUAAUUCUUGGAAAAAAUCUUAAUGUAAAAUGCAUGGCAUAUACCGGCAUUGCAUCAAUCUUGCUACCUGAAGGACGUACUACCCAUAGGACUUUUGGUCUAAAAGUUCCAUUGACUAGCGAUUCUAAAUCAUCAAUUCAGCCAGGCACUCAGAAGGCCCAAGAACUGGCAGAAGUAGACGUAUUUAUGAUGGACGAAGCACCAAUGCUACCAAAAUAUGGCCUAAGUUGUAUUGACGGACUCCUGCGAAGCUUAGGAAACAGAAACUUGCCUUUUGGAGGAAAAACUAUGAUCCUAGGAGGAGACUUCCGCCAAUGCCUUCCAGUCCAGCCUAGAGCAAAUCGAUCUGAGCUGAUCGACCUUUCUGUAAAACGUUGCAGUAUUUGGAAGUUUUUCAAGCUCUUCUCUCUUCAUCAAAACAUGAGAGUCAAUCUCGAUGAAAGUGCAUUUGCUGGAUAUCUCCUUCAACUUGGAAAUGGAGAUUUGCCCACCAACAAUGACUGUGAAAUAAAUAUUCCCGAUGACAUUAUUUCAAAUGGAAAUAUUGUUGAACAAAUAUAUGGCGAUUGCCUAGCCAACAGAGAUUACAAUGCUAUGAGAGAUAGAGCCAUCCUUGCACCUUUAAAUAGAGAUGUUGAUAAUAUCAAUAACGAGAUCAUCCAAAUUAUCCCUGGACAAGAAACAAUUUAUAAAAGUUUUGAUUCAGUAAAAGAUGAACCUGAUGGAGCUCUCAAAUUCCCAACUGAGUUUUUAAACUCAAUUGAAAUAUCAGAUUUACCACCUCAUGAACUCCGACUAAAAAACAACGUCGUUAUAAUGUUACUCAGAAACCUAGACGUGACGGAGGGUUUAUGCAAUGGCACAAGACUGAUUGUCACGGAGUUGUGUCCGAACAUUAUUAAGGCUAAAAUAAUUACUGGCAGUCAUUCUGGUCGAGAUGUCCACAUUCCAAGAGUCACUCUGGAUUCGAGCAAGUGUCAACUCGGAUGUUCGCUGCAAAGACAUCAGUUUCCAGUUCGACCAGCUUUUGCUAUGACCAUCCAUAAGUCUCAAGGCCAAACCUUUCAGUCUGUUGGUGUUGUGUUAAACAACCCCGUAUUCAUGCAUGGGAUGCUCUAUGUAGCUUUCUCCAGAGUACGAACAAGAAACUCUUUAAAAGUUGUUUUGCCAUCUAGAGACAGAAAAUUAACUAAAAACGUUGUUUGGAUGGAAAUAUUCAGAUGAACAAUAUUGAAAAUGUUAGU